CCGGCGGCUUCCUCUUUCUCCGUGGCUGUGGGGAAGGCCGCUUUGUAGAGGCAAAGGCUGUGCCACAAUCCGCUUCCAUCGGCUCUGAAGACGCUCGAUUUCCAGUUGCAAUGACGGAGCAGAUGACCCUUCGCGGGACCCUAAAGGGUCAUAAUGGCUGGGUGACACAAAUCGCCACUACCCCGCAAUUUCCAGACAUGAUUCUCUCAGCGUCCCGAGAUAAAACUAUCAUCAUGUGGAAACUAACUCGGGAUGAGACUAGCUACGGUGUCCCUCAACGUUCCCUCCAUGGUCAUUCUCACUUUAUUAGUGACGUGGUCAUUUCUUCUGAUGGUCAGUUUGCCCUCUCUGGCUCCUGGGAUGGAACCCUACGACUUUGGGAUUUGACAACGGGCUUAACUACCCGUCGAUUUGUUGGUCACACCAAGGAUGUUCUGAGUGUUGCCUUUUCGGCAGAUAAUCGCCAGAUUGUGUCUGGUUCCCGUGAUAAAACAGUUAAACUAUGGAACACCCUGGGAGUUUGCAAAUAUACCAUUCAGGAUGAAUGCCACUGUGAAUGGGUUUCGUGUGUUCGCUUCUCACCAAAUAGCAGUAAUCCCAUCAUUGUUUCCUGUGGUUGGGAUAAACUGGUUAAGGUUUGGAACCUAGCCAAUUGCAAACUGAAAACAAAUCAUAUUGGACAUGCUGGUUACCUGAACACCGUUACUGUUUCCCCUGAUGGAUCCCUGUGUGCUUCAGGUGGCAAGGAUGGACAGGCCAUGUUGUGGGACCUGAAUGAGGGAAAACAUCUGUACACCCUGGAUGGUGGUGACAUCAUCAAUGCCUUGUGCUUCAGCCCAAAUAGGUACUGGCUGUGUGCUGCCACUGGGCCAAGCAUUAAAAUUUGGGACCUGGAAGGAAAAAUCAUAGUGGAUGAAUUGCGACAGGAAGUAAUUAGCACCAGCAGUAAAGCAGAGCCUCCACAGUGUACAUGCCUGGCUUGGUCUGCGGAUGGACAGACAUUGUUUGCUGGCUACACGGACAACCUUAUCAGAGUCUGGCAGGUCACCAUUGGAACAAGAUGAAGUGCAUUUUGCAAGAUGAAGAAUCUUUUGGGCUGAUUCAAAAUAAAAUAUUGCUACUUUUCAACUGA
Hypanus sabinus (Atlantic stingray) is the source of this 1132-nucleotide messenger RNA. RefSeq names its product receptor for activated C kinase 1 (gene rack1). Gene Ontology annotation, molecular function: ribosome binding; translation regulator activity; protein kinase C binding. The transcript is spliced from 8 exons. NCBI's taxonomy places the organism in Eukaryota, Metazoa, Chordata, Chondrichthyes, Myliobatiformes, Dasyatidae. Bases 111 to 1064 code for a protein of 317 amino acids. Gene Ontology annotation, cellular component: cytosol; nucleus. Gene Ontology annotation, biological process: positive regulation of protein phosphorylation; rescue of stalled cytosolic ribosome. The record is from RefSeq and is a predicted model, not a curated record.